Messenger RNA from Melitaea cinxia (Glanville fritillary), 1434 nucleotides. Its product is annotated as abscission/NoCut checkpoint regulator. The transcript has 6 exons. NCBI's taxonomy places the organism in Eukaryota, Metazoa, Arthropoda, Insecta, Lepidoptera, Nymphalidae. Gene Ontology annotation, biological process: mitotic cytokinesis checkpoint signaling; abscission. Gene Ontology annotation, molecular function: phosphatidylinositol-3-phosphate binding; metal ion binding. Gene Ontology annotation, cellular component: midbody; centrosome; cleavage furrow. The coding region runs from base 454 to 1368 and encodes 304 amino acids. The record is from RefSeq and is a predicted model, not a curated record.
GGGCGUCCUCUACUUCGCGAGCUCCUGCAAUCACUACUGAGGCGACGAUCCGGACGACAGGGGAGGACAUUCCAGCGCCAAGUAAUUAAGCAAGUGACCAUCCGACAGGGAACGACCUGGCGUUGGGAUAAUACUUUGACCAGGCGAAGACCCCAAAGGCUAUAAUGACCCCGGAGGAAACGUGUUCCAGUGAUGAAAGCCCGGGUAAAAGGAUGUGUCUCAGCCUCAUUUAUAAUUUUACUCGAGACAAUCGAUUAAAGUGUAGUCAAUCACUAAAUUUGAUUUGACAUUGACAUUUGACCAAGAUUAAACGUGGAUUACACGAAGGAUUUUAUUAUAAUAUUGAGUUUUAUUUUCCUAACAUUUAACUUUUCCACUUAGAAAGUUAGAAAUAUCAAAGAAAAUAUUGCAAAAUUCGACAACCUUGAUACGUUGUUCGAUAACCUUGUUACCAUGGCUUGUAAUUCCUGUUCAAAAUCAUUUUCAUUUCUGCGGCAAGAAAAAGGAUGUCCGGGUUGUGGAUUCAGCUAUUGCUCAAAAUGUUUAAAUCACAAAGUGUUUUUGCAAAAACUUAAUUCUGAAGCAAAGGUUUGUGCUAAAUGUAAAAACACAGCUAACACAAAUGAAUCAAGAAAAGUUGAACCACCUGAUGCAUACUAUAAAAGAAUUGGUUCUACAAUCGAUACUACAAAAAGAAAAGAUACCAAUGAAAAUGCAACAGAUGAAGAAAUAUAUGACAAAUUAAUGAAAUUGAAAGAAAAUAAACAGGAAAAUACGCAAAAAUUAAAUAAUGACGAUAUAAUAAACCGCUUAAAAAAACUUAAGGGGGACAUUCCUUCAACAUCUACUGCUGAAUUGGAAGCAAGAUUAGCCAAUAUAAAAGGAGUCCCUGUUAGUGCAGUUCAGACUAAGCUAGUAUUACCCAGUCCAGAUUUAAGAACAGAACAAGAACAAGCAAAUGACCUUUUAAAGCAGUAUAUGGCACAGACUAAUAUUGAUGCUAAAUAUAAAGAUGAAUUUGAUGAACUUGUGAGUGAUAUCGAAAUUAGAUUACAAAAACUUAAGGGGUCUUCCACAUUUGAGCCAGCAGGGACAACAAGUUCUAUGAACAAUGAAAAAGUGGAAGACGAAGAUGAAAUUAUUAAAAAAAUUAUUGAAAAGGCAAAGGUUGAGAAUAAGUUAGAAGAAAAUGAAAUUUGUGAUUCAGUUGUCGAAGAGCUACCUUUUUGUGAAAUAUGCAAUGAGGAUGCAAAGAUGCGCUGUCUCGGCUGCAAAUAUCUUUUCUGCAAACAAUGUUUCCUCGAGCACAAAGAUGAUGAUGAUGGGUGUAAUAAAUAUGAACCAUAUAUUGCACGAAAAACUUCCUAAAGUUUUGCUUUGUGAAUGUAUAUUCAAAACAAAAUGCAUAUUAAUAUAAUAAUUUGAUAAAAUUAA